UUAAUUUUGCUCCCUAACUGUUUUGAAUUUCUCUUCCAUUUGAACCCUGUAUCCUGAUGGCAGGCCUUUAUUUGGAGCAAGCAUGGGGGAGUGAGUGUGUGUGAGUCACAAGGUGAUUAAUUUCGGCUGUGUGGCGCCUUGGGGUAGGCAGGGAAAUGCUCUGCCUGGCUUAUUUCCACAUGGGUCUCUGCAGCACUGGGUCAGCCUUCCUUCCCCGAGACCCGGAAACAAUAGACUCUGCUUCAUGUAUAGAGUGCCGGUGUUCCUGGAAAUCGCCUGGAUUCAUUUUGCUUGGAGGGAAAGAAAGGGAAUCAGAAGCUUAGAGAAGUUGAAAAUAUGUGGGGGAGUCAAGAUUCAAAUCCAGUUUUGUCUGACUUCAAAAUCCAUUAUCUUAACCACUAAGCUGCCUGCCAUUUAGACUCCAAACCUUGCUUGCAGACCUAUAGAAUGGAGAUGACAUAGUACUUGCAAAAUGAGGUUGAAGAUGGAAUCCAUGGCGGAAGGAAGGCCUGGGUCUUCAGACCCCUGGCUGCCAGUCCAGAAGUGGCACUGUGAAAGCAUCUGUAACAUCUGCUGUAGAUGCCCUAACAAUCAAGUGGGCUUGGAUUUGGACAUUCUCAGUAGGAGUGGUUAAAGGCUGAUGGGACCAUAAACAUUGAAGGUAGAUGAUUCUUCAAAUUAAAGAUGGAAGCUGACUUUUCGCACCAGAAAUGGUUUAUAGAAUCAACUUGCAAAAAUGAUUCUUUUCAGCAUCUGGAGACUUCACUCUGUGUCAUGUCUUUGUGUGAAGACAUGCUGCUUUGUAACUAUCGCAAAUGUCGCCUCAAACUCUCUGGUUAUGCGUGGGUCACUGCCUGCUCUCACAUCUUCUGUGAUCAGCAUGGCAGUGGUGAGUUUAGUCGUUCACCAGCUAUCUGCCCUGCCUGCAAUAGUACCCUUUCUGGAAAGCUAGACAUUGUCCGCACAGAACUCAGUCCAUCAGAGGAAUAUAAAGCCAUGGUAUUGGCAGGACUUCGACCAGAGAUUGUGUUGGACAUUAGCUCUCGUGCACUGGCCUUCUGGACGUAUCAGGUACAUCAGGAACGUCUCUAUCAAGAAUAUAAUUUCAGCAAGGCUGAGGGCCAUCUGAAACAGAUGGAGAAGAUAUAUACUCAGCAAAUACAAAGUAAGGAUGUAGAAUUGACCUCUAUGAAGGGAGAGGUCACCUCCAUGAAGAAAGUGCUAGAAGAAUAUAAGAAAAAGUUCAGUGACAUCUCCGAGAAACUUAUGGAACGAAAUCGUCAGUAUCAAAAGCUCCAAGGCCUCUAUGAUAGCCUUAGGCUGCGAAACAUCACUAUUGCUAACCAAGAAAGUACCCUUGAACCAUCCAUGAUUGCACAGUCUGGUGUUUUUGGCUUUCCAUUAGGGAACAACUCCAAGUUUCCUUUGGACAGUACACCAGUUCGAAAUCGGGGUGGUGGAGAUGGAGAUCUUCACUUCAGACCGUUUUUUGUGGGUUCUCCCAGAGCACCUGAACCCAGCAACAGCUUUUUUAGUUUUGCCUCUCCAAGUCAUGAAUUAGAGCAGCAGCAAAUCUCUAGCAGGGCCUUUAAAGUAAAAAGAAUUUAGCUCACUUUACAGAGUAUUUCUCUGUUCACUCUUAGUGAUCUCGUUUAGCACAUAAUCUUUAUUCUAGUUAGAAUGAGAUCACCAACCUUUGUGUGCUAUUACAUUUUCAACUUAAUGAGGAACUCAGUGUCAGCAGGAGUGGCUUUAGGGUCUGGCAUCUUUUUCUGUUUCCAUCAUUUAAAGUGUGAGCAUUAUAUUAAACUCAAAUUUACUGUGACUGUUGAGUUUUCACCAGUAGUGAAAAGGUUACAGUAUUACUGCUUGUUUUGUAGAUCACCAUUUGUUUUCUGUCUGUGUUAUUUCCAACUGAACUAGGUGUUUAUGUAUAUGUAUAUAAGCACGUAUGUUAUAUAUCUACAUGUCACUUUAUAUUCUGGUAUUUAUGCAUAUAUGUAUAUAUGCUUUCCUUUAUAUUGAUAUUUUGCUGUAUUUGCCAGCAUAUUUAUGUGAAGAUUUUGGUCUCAGGAAAUGGCAGGUGAAUCUGUAGCUUGUUAUUUGGGUAUGUUCCUUUAUUUGUAUAUAUUUAUGUAUCUGCCCUUGUAUUAGUUUGUUUGGAGGUAUGCUCAUGUUGGUGAAUAAGAAUACAAUUUGAUGCUUGUAUGUUGUCUGUUUUUCUAUUUUUUUAAAUUUUGUUGUCUGUAUUUCUAAUUAAAAAUGAUUUGCAGUGAUAAAGUUAUUUUGUAAAGUUGAUUUUUUGGCAUUUAUUUUAAAAUGAAAUGACUCUUUACCCUUUUGCCAGCAGUGCCUUAUUUACGAAUACACUCUUACCCCAGAAAACUUACAAUAUGUUAUUGAUCUCAAGAGAUUAUAUUAAUUAAAAUA
Messenger RNA from Zalophus californianus (California sea lion), 2430 nucleotides. RefSeq names its product cyclin B1 interacting protein 1 (gene CCNB1IP1). Gene Ontology annotation, molecular function: ubiquitin protein ligase activity. The transcript is spliced from 7 exons. The record is from RefSeq and is a predicted model, not a curated record. Bases 685 to 1608 code for a protein of 307 amino acids. Gene Ontology annotation, biological process: reciprocal meiotic recombination. NCBI's taxonomy places the organism in Eukaryota, Metazoa, Chordata, Mammalia, Carnivora, Otariidae. Gene Ontology annotation, cellular component: synaptonemal complex.